CUUCAGAGUCAGACAACCUUGCUUUCUGUUUUGUUUAAAACUGGCGUGUUGUUGACUAAGGACUGGCUUUGAAUUACUUGUAAUGAGUUGUGAUUAAUGCUAAUUUUACCAGGUAUGUACUUUACAUACCCUGUUUACUGUAACGGUUCUUAAUCAUCUACAUAUAGUCCGAUUAGCGCAUUUAAGUAGUGGUUCGAAAUAAUUUAACUUGGUAACUAAUUAUAUCGUGUACAGGCUAAAUUUAGCUUGUAUGUUCAUACAGUAUCCACUUUCAUUCUCGACAUCAUUUUGUAAGAGUUACAUCUUUGUUCUAAAUUUGAGGUAUAAUAUGAAGUGAAAGUCAUACGAAAGCUCACUAGCUAGCUUAACGCCUGAUAGAAACUGGCAGUGGUUUUAAUAGUGAGUGAUGUUCAUGUUUACUAACCAUACGUCAUGAAUGCUAAGUCACAAACCGUAUUAGUGUACGACCCUGUCUAAAGUGGAGUUUUACUGGAAAACCUUUGUGAAUAAAGUGUUUGGAAUCGGGUCUCACUAUUUCUGGGAGGUGCUCGAAACUCAGGGUUUUGUAGAAACAUAUUGAUAUAUCUUCAUUUAAGACUUAAGAAUUCGAUUCACUCUCCAUCUGUUUUCCAUCAUAGAUGUGUUUACAUGAAUCUUCCUCUAUUGAAUUGUAUUGAAAUAUUUACAAAUUCCUCAGGACGAAAACUUCAUAAUAUUAACUAACAAGGUUCUUGACAUUAAUUUAUAGUAAAAAAUCACUUCAGUUCUGAGUGUUAUUAUUUUCAUAACAAUCUUGCUAAACAAUUACCUACCUUGUAAUGUGUUUCGUAUUUUAUCCUAAGCAAACAUCUGAAAACAUCGUAAAUACAUGUACCAUUAAUGUUACGAAAUGUAGACUAAUAGGUUGUGCUCUAGACGAUAAUCGUAACCAGUCUAAAGAUUUUAAUCAAGAUGAACUGUAGUCUCACCGGCGUAGCUGCAUUCAUUCCUCAGCCUUCGACCCCAAUUUUCAACACUAUUUUUGAUUAGAUUCUCCUUUGUCAUUUUUCAAACUACAUUCGUCUUGUUAAUUUUUUCUUGCUCCUCUUGGUAUCACUACAGUUUCGACUCCUUUGAUAUUUCACCCCUGUAGAACGUACUAUAACUUAAGGUGAUGCCCAUUUGUUUCAAGUUAUAUGUUGAUUAUAGCUAACUAAUUCCAAAAUACUUACCCAAGUAUUGUCAAACAUGAAUUCCCGGCCACUUUUUGUAUUCUCUGUACAUAUUAACUCGGGCCGAUGCCCAUGCGUCAGUUCUGUGCUGCUUAAGACUGAUUAUCUGUACAUAAUUGCACAAUAUGUUGUUAGCAUAUUCAAAGUAUCAAGCCUAGAUUUAAAUGUGUACAGAUCUGAUCAAUUUGUAUAACCUUAGUCUAACGUCAGAAAAAUUCGGAAUAAUUAGUAUUCCAUAUAUUUUCUAUCUAAAUGAUCAAUUAUAUUGACUUAGUGGGAGUGUCUUCUAAGGUUUCCCUUUCUUAACAGGCAUCAAAAUAUCCUUGAAGUUAUAUUACUCAUUGCCGGGCAAAAGCGCGCAAACAUUAAAUUAAAAAUGAUUUGCUGAAAAAUGCUCACGAAUUAAAUUAUUCUCGACGGUGAAUAAUAUCCAGUGAUCCAUUCCGUCUUCUAUAUCUACAUUAUGCCUGAUAUUGAAAGCUAAUCAUAUUCAGCUAGGUUAAAUUGGUUAAAAUACUCGACGUAUUCGCUUUCACAAUUAGCCACUAAAACGUAAUUAUGCCACGAUAACGUUAAAUUCAUAUACAAUGAUAAGCGGUUGAUUGGCACAACCCGAUAGUUAUCAUUUACAACCUAGUUCAAGUCCUCAUUUAGGCAACUGUUAUAAUCGUCUAGAGCUCUUAGUACAAUAUUUAGACAGUAUAACUGAACACUUGCCACGAACUGAGAUUAAAUCGUUGUACAAUCCUCAGCUAGCAGAUAUCCUGAAAAAUACCCAGUUUUUAAAAGUGUUACGAGUCACCAGACUAGUUUCUUGAUCUUUUAAUCAGUUCAUGCAACAUUAUAGUUGAAAUUCGACUGAGUUGCUUAGGUAUUUUAUUUUAUUUAUUCAAACGCAAAUAUUGGUACAAAAUGACACCGAAUACAUAUACACCACACAAGUCACUUAGAAAGAUAUAGAGGUUAGUGUUCUAUAAUUUUGACAAAACGAUCGAUGCGCUGUCUUUAAGGAGAACCGUAUUGACGUUUGUGACAACCACUAGAGUUCAAUUUUCCCGUUAAUUGCGUUUAGAAUACUGGAUUUCAUAGUACUAUCCAUAAUGUCAAGAAUCCAAAAUGACUGGAUCCUAACAAGAAAAUCGUUCUUCGUCCAAGUUAUGAGUGUAAUAACACAUUCAUUAGCAAAACCUUGAACACUUACACGCAUUUCACCUCGUUGGAUAUGACUAUACUCUGGGAUCGUCUUUUGAAAAAGCGUUCCUAAGAAGUCCUUCAGUAUCCUUCGACAUGCCUACACGAAAACUUCAUAGAAUAAGAAUAUCAAAUCUCCCAUUACCCCCAAAUGCCCUGGUAUGGCCGAGAGUGGGGAGAGUCAGUACCCCCUCUCAAAAUGUUCUCAAGUGGCCACGUGUAUACAACCACUUCUAGGGAAGUCCUACUCAAUGUCUUCUCGUGGCGGGAGUGUUGUUUACAAAAUUGAAAGGACGAAAAGCAAAUAUCCGGCACCUUAACCGGGUUGAUAGACACGGAGAGUCCACCUAGGGGAGUUGGAAAACCCUGAUUACAAACUAAUGGUGUACAUGGGCUCCAGGAUCCUAAGGAAACAAAUAGCGUAUGAACCAAUUGUUGGUCAACACCUACCAUGGGACUGCAUCCCCCUACGUUGCUUCACUGCCUUGUGGAUUAGACGUUUAGUUCCAAGGCUCGAAGUGUGGCCCCCUAACAAAACCACCUGCUUCAGUUUGGUCACCCGGGCAGUAUCCCAGACCUCACACAAAUCGAAUGAUUUAUGUGGUGCAUAUCUAUUCGGUGCCUUCUUGUAUCAAUGUUUGUGUUUAAAUAAAGUACCCCAAGAUUAAUAGUCAUUGGUUAUCAAUGUAGCGUUUACCAAGUACAUGUUUGUGUGCUCAAAAUCAUCCUGAUAGUAUGAAGGCUAGCAACACUUUUUGACUGCUGAACCCAAGUCGACGUUCCAGUGUUCGGACUUGCAAAUUUAUGGUCUAGAGUUGAGUGCUUUAAUAACUAAUCCCGCUCUCAACUAUCAGUAGGCUUUGGUUAAUUCUCCACUCUCCUUUAGUUUUAUCAUCAAUGAAAUUAUAUAAACAACUGUAAAUUUUUCAACUUUAAAUAAGCGGAUGGCAAUCUUACUGUGGGCUAAUAGAUUAGCCACCCCUAAUGGCACUUAAUUAGCGAUCCCCCUCCCCAAAGUCCGAUCUUAUAAAUUGAUAAGCUGUUAAAAGUGAUCAGAAGGCUCGUCUGUGUUCUUGAAUAGGUGUCUUCGAAAUAUUGCUCGUAUAUCGUGGGACCAUCGAGUUUUUGCUAUUGUGAAUACGCCUACCAGCCAUAUCUGGGAUUAGAUGAUUCGUCUUGGUUUUCCCUAUCCGAUUAUCCUGGGCGUUAUUUUGUUCGUUAAUGCUUACAGAAUCCCAUAGAAGUUUCGUGUGACAGCGUGCAUGUCUCUUAAUCCUGAUCAACUGGAUCUUGUACCUGAUGAUCUACUUAAUGAUCAAGUCCAAGUAGAAACGGUUCAUCAAGUUUCAUACAAUAACAAUAAUAAUAAUAAUAAUAAUAAUAAUAAUAAUAAUAAUCGAAGUAACCUGGAUGCAUUAGGAAUGGCCGCUGGAGUGUCACCUUACGGGACAAAUAACCCAUCUGCAAUGUCUGCAGCAGCAGCAGCAGCUCUUUUAAUACAAGCUGCAGCUGUAAAUGAAUCACCAUCUAAUAAUGUAACUUUUUCCGGAAGACGUUGUUCAACUUCAAGCCUUCUAGAAUCACCACAACCAUCUCCUUUAUCUUCAUCUAUGAUUUCAGUAGCUGCACAACAAGCUGCCUUAGCUGCUGCUCAAGCUAUUGCCAGUCCUCGAUCUCCAUCAGCUAGUUCUAGCACAUCUAAUUUUCAGGCGGCGGUGUUAUCAUUGGCUUUAGCUGCUUCAUCCACGUGUACAACAAUUAGCAAUUCUUCUAGUUCCGAACUUCGUGAAUGCCAACGUUCAUUACUUGGUCAUUCUGCUAUGAACGAUCUUAUCUCCCUUUCUGAACAACAUCCAAAAUUACUAACUGCACAUUCUACACUAGCAUCUGUGUUUAGAAGACGUUCUUCAACACUUGCUCCUCCAUGUUUCACUAAUGCACUUAAUCCAGUGUGUAUGGAUGUUGCACCUAGGCAUGAAUUAAAAAGUGCUCCCAGUGAGGAACCACAGUUAUUGUCUUUUUUGCCUUCAAACGUAACGUCUACUUUUGAUCUGGGAAAUUCUCAGCUCCUCAAUAGUCAGGUUAGUUUACAGUAUGGAGAAUGACUGACUAGUUACUUGACUACAGCCUAAUUGCUUACUUGUUAUGUAAUAUAGACUACUUAGAACUUUGAAUGCGUUUGGUUGAAACUCCUUCUUGUGUUGUCAUUUUUAGUAGCAAGUAAAGACGGGGCUCGUUAUCUGUUUUACUAAACUCCAAGACGUGACAUUUUGUGAUAUCGAAUUGCAUCUAGGAGAGCUCCUUUAUCAACUUACUCGUAUACCUAAAAAUAAUUGACCAUGGUUCUUACACGAAAAAUAUUCCUUGAUUUCUCUCUAUUGGUUUUUCAUCUUGUGAAAACACAAUUUUCUUGAUCUCUAUUAGUUCUAUUCACGUAUAUAUAUACAGCUAGUCAGUUACUUUACCCUUACAUAUUUUUAACUGUUGAAUCUUUCUUCUUCUAUUACCCAGCUAUCACCAUUACUUAAGUGCCGAUUCUGUAUUUGUCUAGCUGAUUGAAGUCAAAACAGUAAAAUAUAUAUAAUGUAGAUAACCUUAAGUAAAGGCAUUAAGUAAUGUAAUGUACAUUAUAGGCACGUUCUCUGCUCAUAUUUUGUUUUGUCCUAGUCGAUAUUAAAGGUAAUGAAGAUGAAGUGUUUUUUCACCAGGUUCAAAUUUCUCCAUUUUUUUCUUCCCUGUAUUGACUGACUCGAUUUUUAUGGUCUACAAAAAGUCAUUCCAUAUUAAUUUACUAGCAUUCAGUCCUCAUUGUCUCUAAGAUGACUAGACUAUGAGGAUUAGUUAACUGUUAUCAAAGCUUUAAACGACUUCGUCAAGAAAUCGGUACUAUCUAUCUACCAAACUUGUCCAAUUUUAACUACACGAAUUGGCGCAGUUAUGUAAAGUUUCAACACAGGAAAGAACUUGUAGGCCUAAAACGCUGGAAGAAUAUCUAAAUAAAUAAAUGUAGUCUCUUCCUUAACGAGUUUAUUCCCUUCUUUUCGUGGUUAAUUUUUAAGGCCCUAUAGCAUCUCCCACUAUUUUAUUGUUAUAUGCUAACUGUGUACACUGUUGUAGGCAUAAUUUUUAUUUAUUUAAACACAUAAACAUUGAUACAAGAAGGCACCGAAUAGAUAUGCACCACAUAAAUCAUUCGAUUUGUGUGAGGUCUGGGAUACUGCCCGGGUGACCAAACUGAAGCAGGUGGUUUUGUUAGGGGGCCACACUUCGAGCCUUGGAACUAAACGUCUAAUCCACAAGGCAGUGAAGCAACGUAGGGGGAUGCAGUCCCAUGGUAGGUGUUGACCAACAAUUGGUUCAUACGCUAUUUGUUUCCUUAGGAUCCUGGAGCCCAUGUACACCAUUAGUUUGUAAUCAGGGUUUUCCAACUCCCCUAGGUGGACUCUCCGUGUCUAUCAACCCGGUUAAGGUGCCGGAUAUUUGCUUUUCGUCCUUUCAAUUUUGUAAACAACACUCCCGCCACGAGAAGACAUUGAGUAGGACUUCCCUAGAAGUGGUUGUAUACACGUGGCCACUUGAGAACAUUUUGAGAGGGGGUACUGACUCUCCCCACUCUCGGCCAUACCAGGGCAUUUGGGGCCGUAUACCGUCGGACUAUUUAGACUCGUUUAGUAGAUGCCAAAGCAAUCUCACACUAACGUCACUCGUUAUGCUUACCGUCAAGGUGGACUUAAAGUAACCUAUAGAUUGCCUUUUUCUACUUACAUGCAACUUAGUGUUCCGGGUACCUGUACGGUUUCAAAUUAAAACUAAUCGGUAUCGAGUAGUAUAUUGCACAGUGAAAUGUCAUCCAGCCUAAUGAGUCAGUGGGUUUAUAUUCGGAACCUUUAAUUGCUGAUUGUUUACUUCGUCUACUACUAUUUCACCAACCCUCAAGGAAAAUGUGUGGCUUUAAAGUUUUUCAUAAAAUCCAGCUUCAUUGCAUUUAUCAGAAAUUUUAUGUGUUUGUGAGUUGAUGUCUGACAAAUGCAGCACUCUCAGCUUGCAUCAGAUGUAGUUUAAGUGUGCUAUCUGUAUGCUGCACCAAGUUCUACUGUGUAUUAUUUUCUGUCUGUAGAACUUGGUAUUUGAAGGUCUAAAAAAAUAAGCGUAGGCUAUUGCCACGUAUUCUUUUUGAUAAUUGUUUGCAUAUGUUGAAACCACUGAGUGAGCGAUGAAAAUGUUAGACUUGGAUUACUGUGUAAAGGGAAUUAAUGAUUAAUGGGGUUGUCGGCAUAUUCUUUAUGCGUGUUCAAAUACCGCUUCUCAUUUGGGUGCGCUAUACUUGUUAACAUUAAGUAUUAAGAAUAAGUACCAAUAUGGAUGAAGAGUUAAAUUAAAGAAAUACUUAACAUUUAAGUUUUCUUUAACAAAUUCCCUUUGACUGUAAAUGUACUGUCGUACCGAUUCUGUGUCCACAUUUCAACUACAAGUAUGCGAUGUGUGAGAGAAAUCACUCGAUAUUAUGAAUUCCAUCCGCUUACCUACAAUUUUUGCCAAUCUUUCCACCUAUAAAUCAUAACAUCAUUUAAUAUGGUAGCCUCUUAUACUUUCCCACUAUUUUUAGCUAUUUACCAUAAUACUAAGACCCAAUAAAUUGAGUUUUAUGGUUCCCCGAGUUUCUACAUUAAAUUAUGUUAUUUUAGUAUUCCCUAUCUCAAAGCUUUCAUUAAUUCCAGCCCUAAUUUUACACUGGUCUUUCCUUGUUUCAGCAAUCAACUCUUCCAGAUUACCCUGAAGGUUUUUCUUUAACCCGUGAGUCAACAUCUAUUUCAACUUCUUUUCUGAACGAUAAUUGUAUCGAACAACGUAAUCGUUCAGAUGAAUCUUAUUUAAUGGAUAUUAAUUCAGAAGGUCCGGCUAAAAUUACACGGCAUUAUUUAUCUACUUUAGAUCCUGAUGAAAAUGUAGAUAACUCCCGAAACUCUUCCAGUGUACCACAUAGAGGUUAUGAAGAUCCUAAUUUCCAACCUUUUUACAAAACAUCACCAAAGUAUGAUUCGCAUCUGGUACAUCCAUUAGGUGUUCACCCAUCAUUUGAUAGAAAUUCUAAUAAAUGUAAUACAAGAUAUUUUUCUCCUACACAUACAUCAGUUUCAAGUGAACUUGCAUUGGCCACAUGUCCUCCAACUUCACCACUAAGUUGUUCCUCAUUAUCUAAUUCAGCAACUCCCCAGUUGAAUAUUUCUCCAUUAAAUGUUGAAUGUAGAGUUAAGAAUCCACCAAUGGAUGAUUUGAGUGGAGCUAAUUCCAGAUCAUCGGUUUCCUGCAGGUCAUUAAGAACUAACUGUGGGACAGAGUGUGAUUUUAAAACUGAUGAACCAAACCGUAAACGCGAACAACGUCUCUUAAAAAACAGGUAUUUAUGUAUUCAUUUUUACAGUAUGUUAGUAAUGUUAUUUCAUUUUCAAUCCGAUUUAAACAAGUUAAAUUUUUAAUAUCAUAUGGCCAUUAAUUAGUUGUCAUAAAUCAUAUUGACUUAUAAUACAACAUUCAUGAGUUUCCCUCUUUGCAGAAGUGUUACUGGCUCAUAUUAAGAUUUCCGCCUCAAAAUGUUGAUGUACUUUGGUGAUGUUAUAUGAUCUCAAAGUACGACUCAUGAGUAUUAUUAUUACAGUUCCUUAAACUGGAAAUUUCUACUACUGAGUGUAUAUUUUAUGAAUUACUUCUUUUUACCACUGCUGUAGCGCUGAUUGACUUCGCUUACCUAGUAUGGUUUAAAUUAAUGGUAAGACGAAUGUAUAAUAUGUUUUUGACUAUUCGACCAAGCAAUAGAUUAAGCUCAAACUAAUUAUGACUGACAGAAUUAAUAAUUUAAUCUUUAGAUUUGUAACUCUUACGAUUCCAUUUCCCUAAUUGGUUUCUUACAAUAUUAUUGUUUGGAAUUUGUUUCUGGUCGGGUGUCUUUUUUUACCUACGUUCUAACAUUGUUAAGAAUCAAUCUCAGAUGAUUUGUGAAUACAGUUUCAUGAUCAUUUAUGAGACAGUGAUGUCACCGAUGUAAGAUCAGAAGCCUUAACCAUAAUUACUAAUCUGUAUUUCUUUCGUUAGUCAUCUGCACUUUAUCUCACUUUGCUGACGUAAAGUUUGGCUACUCAGACCACCUUAAUUUCAAGCUGGAAUCUGACUUGUUUCGACCAUUUAACUGGCCACUGUUCACUCUGUAAAACGUCUGAUCGGUAAGACCAGCUCUAACACGGUUGUUGAAGCACACCCUUAACAUCGUUAAUGUUGGCUCAUCUUAUAUUAUUGGUCAAUUAGGCUUGGCUCGAUACUUGAAAAUAGGUCCAAAGCACAUCCCUUUAUUUGAUAUUUCUGUUAAAACAUCGGUUAGUUUUCUACCUCGUUUAGGAACUUUAGUUGUAGUUGAUAUUAUGACGAUGACUAUUUGAUUUACGAUGGCAACGGUGAUGACGUAAUGGUUAUUUCUAAAUAGACUAGUGAUUAAAUUGAAAUAGGGGAAUAUCAUAUACUCAGUCAUUGUCCUCAUUAGUGUAAUGUGAUUAUCGAUGUAUUGAUAAUUUAAUCCCACUGUGUUUGAUAGACUUCUCAAUCAUCUAUACAUUAGGAAACAGUCAAAAGAGUUUGCUUUUAAUUAUUUUCUGAGCUGUAUUACUAAGCCUGUUUAUUAUAAAUGUCAACGGUGUUUUCUCUUUUUUAUUUUAGAGAAGCUGCAAGGGAAUGUCGUAGAAAAAAGAAAGAAUAUGUAAAGUGUCUAGAAGCUCGAGUUAGUCUUUUAGAAAGUCAAAAUCAACAGCUGAUUGAAGAGCUUCAAAAAGUUAAAGCGCUUUGCUUUAAGGAGUUAUGCGGUUUAGGAUUAAAUAGUUCCACAGCUGCAUGCGCCGCAGCUGUUUUAGCUGCCGUGACCUCAGUGUCUGCUAACUACUCAGGUUCAGAUGCUGCAGAUGCUUCUGGAUUAGAUUCAACUGCCCGAUUUUCUUCGGAAUCUGAUCGUAAUAUAUGUGAAAGAUCCACUGAAGUGCAUCAUAUGGCUUCUGAAUUCGGAGAUGUACAACAACUUCAUGAUUGUCCACGCUCAACUCGUCAACGCAGACGUUCUGUGUUCACUGCACCUAAACUAUCACCGUAUUCAAAUCAGGCUACAUGGUUAGGGGCGUAUUCCUUGAAGUGUUCCGAACCCUCUUCAAAUGUGACUUGUGGUACCAAUCACGUAAAUCGUUCUUCUUUUGAUGAAUCGCCAUCACAUUCAUGUGUACCACAAUUGCAUGACACAAAAGGUGACUGCGCAAAUAACCCUGUUACCAUCUCCUAUACGUCUCCGGUUAAUCCGGAUACAAUUAGUCCUCAUUCGGGUGAACAUUUACAACUUCAUUGCACUGAAUCGCACUCACUUUUAGUAGAAAGUAAAGUGGACAGCAAUCGAUUACCACAGGAUUCAACACAUGAAAUGUCUAGUGAGUUACAAAGUUGGAAAUCACCCCAGUACCAUAACUAUGGUAAUCCCUACCAACAUCCUCGGUACGCGGCUAAAAGAGCUUAUCGCAAUGUGAUAUUUAAUUCUUCCAAUACAAGUAGCGAGUCUGAAAAAAAACCAGAUCCCGUUGAUGAUAAACGUCUUUGUGAACCAGGAGCUAACGUCGAUGCUGUGACUGGUGCUGCAGUGAUUUUAGCUGCUGCAGCUGCUAUGGUCGCAGAAUCUGAAUCUUCUGCACCGGAAUCUAGACUGUCCGUCUAAACAUCCAUAUAUAUAUAUAUAUAUAUAUAUAUAUAUAUAUAUAUAUAUAUAUAUAUAAUAUUUAGCAGAUCAUAUUACUUACGAACAUCUACCUGCGUCUUUCUCAACGAAUAGGUUCCAAUAAGUAAAUUUUUAAGUGAUUAUCUUUUGAAAUAUUCUAGGAGCAGCAAAUAAUAGUUUCUUGAACUGUUAAUUUCUGAAGCCAUUGAAACCACUGAGUUUAUGCUUUUUCUGCGUUCACUGUCUUCCUUUAAUUUGCCUUUCUUACUUUAUAUGGUCUGCUUUUCCUACUGUGCAAGCUUUCCAAAUUGUGAAAAAUCAUUCCCCCGGCUGAUUGAUUCUUGUUAACUUUUUGCGAGACAUAAACUUACUUAUUCUCUGGAAUGUAACAUCAUCGUUAGUUGUUGAAAAAUUCAUUUGUGCCGUUCGCUUUAUCUUCUUUCAUCAUAAAAAAAGACUACAUCACAAAUCCAGAUUCUGUAAUCAUGUAUAUUUUGCAAACUCUAUUCACCCUCACCCCCUCUAUUUCUAUUAUCAACAGUCACAUUGAAAGAUAUAGAGUUAUUUCUUACUUGUUUCGUUAUUAUAUUCUCAAGCGCCUGUGCAUCAUUUCUUUUGUUAUCCUUUUUCUUGUGUUUGUUUACUUCAGGUGUAGCAUCUCGAUGUCUUUCGUAUCAUUUGUUGUUUUUUCUUAAUUCAUUUCUUGCUUCAAGACGUUCUGUUUGGUUGAUAAUUUGCUGGCUAUGAUUGUAGUGUAGUCUAUGCACCACAUUUCCUUGCCUCGUCAUCUUCUUGUCCUAGCGCCCACGGUGUGUUUACGUGUCUGUGUACGUGUACAUAUAGCUGUAGUUAGACAGUUUUUAUUAUCCGGUUUUUUAAAUUCAAUUCUGCUUUCAUUUUUAUCAAAAGCGCCAUUUUCGUCACUACUAAACAUUCUUUCUUUCACAUACAUUGCUUUUGUGAGUACAUAUUUUAUUAUGAUUUUCAUAUAUAGGCUAGUUAAAAAUUGACGUUAGCAUAAUAUUUGAAGUUUGACAAAUCUCGUAUUUAUUAAUUUCACUUCCUAGAUUUUUCUGAUUCCUAUUGAAUCCAUCAAACCCGAAAUUUGGUUUAUUAUAUGGGGAAAUAGUUCACCAAGUUUAUUAUGUAACUCCAAUAAUCCUUGCAUGCUAAUUUCUAAAGGGUCGUUCAAGUUUAUAAUGUACGUUUUAAGGGAAUGUGAUCAGCUACCAUUUCGAGAGCUGUUUGUUAUUAUUGCUAUUAUAGUCAAUUAUUACUAGAUAUUCACGAAGUCAAUCCCAUGACUGUAACGACCAGUCAUGCAGUUAAGAAAACUGAAGUUAUGCUAUUAAUAAUUACCAUUUAUCCUUGAGUAACUGUCACAUCCCUUCCGUACAUUGCGAUGAGUUCAGUUUAGUGAAUUUCAAUUUAACACUAACAUUUGCUUACCAUGCCCUAAUGCGAAUGCGUCGUUCGGUAACAAUUCACUAAAAGUCGUCAAGAUUUAUAUGUGAGUGAUUGGAGAAGUAGAAAUAGUUUCGUACAGAACAUUUGCACCAGAUUUAUCCAUACUUGAGUUCAAACUUCACUAUACUAGAUUGAUGAUCACAUAAUAUGCUUAUCUUCUAAGCUCUAAUCAAUUCCCAUAUCCAAGCAUAACGACGUAUUUAUUAGGUCUAGUCUAAUUAUAUAUAUAAAGGAUGUUGGAACGCAGCUGAAGUUUCUGGUAAAGUUUACACAUCCACUCUUUGAAUCUACGGAUAAGAAAAUAAUAUGCAGAAUGUUUCUUUAUCCAAAAAAGAACGAGAUAUCGCCAGGUUUUAUAAUGGUGUAACCAUUAUACAGAGAAAAAUUUCAGAACUUUAUAUUUUGGUGCAACGAAAACAUGAUCACUGUAGAUAAAAAUGUAUGUAUCCUGUUUUUGUUUUGUUCUUUACAAUGUGAGAAAUGUUUUGGAUAAACAUUCUUUUUUAUUAUUUUGCUAAAAAAAUAACAGUUGGAAGGCAUAUUUUUCGAUAUGUAAUGUUUUCCUCAAAAUUGCGUAGGCAACCAGCAUUUUUCAUUAUAUAUAUUUAUGGUUAGUGAGAUAUAUGUUUGUUUUUGACUUGACCAACUUCUUACCAUCUAAUAAAAAUAUUUUUCGUAACGAAUUAUUCUAAGUGAUAAUACUGCGCAAAUUUCUGUCUGUAUAGACAAGCGGUUCUUGUUCAUUCGCGUUUUCUAAAUAUUUCUGUAACAAUAUAAAUUAACCUUAUUUAUCAUCCAAAAUUGUUUCCAGUAUAAUUCUACAAUCAUACCUGCAAAAGAUUUACUUAAAUUCCUAUUAAGCAUCACAUCUUUCUGGUUAUCUGAUUCUAAAUUAAAAUUAUACGGUCUAAACUUAGAUCUUACGUAGCUUCGUACUUACAAAUUGCCAAAAAACCGUACUAACUUUCAUCAUAGUAAACCAGUGCCUACUGACUAUGCAUAGGCAAUGAAGUACAUAUGCAGUGAAUGUUAGUUGCACAGUAUUAUGAAUUGACUGAAGCUAGGAGAGUGAACCAAUGGUAUGUCAACUUAGUUGUCUGUAGGUUAAGGACUCGACAAAACCUGAUGGUCAUGUAUUCAAUUUUCCAAGAGAUCGUGAAUCCACAUUGAUAAGAACUCAUAUUGGGACGAAAUAUCUGUUCUUUACUUCCUUGUGUCCUAUGUUUGUCUGAUUGGACUCAAUCUGUGAUGUAAAACUUCAUAAAAUACUAGGGGAAAGAUAUUUACAUUUGGAAAUAUUAGUAGCUGUAAAUGUAGUUUGACUGAAUUCACCAUUGAUCUUCCAGGGAUUACUUCUGACGUAAUCAUCAGUGAGGAAUUUAUGCAGAAAUUCCAAGAACUAUCUUGUCGUAUUUUUUUCUCAAUAGGAGCUAAUAACGAUAACUAAAUAGUUAGCCCCCAAAUGCUCUGGUAUGGCCGAGAGUGGGGUGGGCCCUUCCUCUCGAAAUGUUCUCGCACGGCCACGCGUAUACAGCCUCUGCCAGGGAAGUCCUACUCACUGCCUUCUCGUGGCGGGGGUGUUGUUUACGAAAAUGAGAGGACGGAAAGCGAAUGUCCGGCGCUUUAACCGGAUCCCGAACCAAUGGUACACAUGGGCUCCAGUAUCCUGCGGGAACAAAUGGCGUAUGAACCAAUCGUUAGUCACCGGCUACCAUGGGAUUGCAUCUCCUUACGAUGCUCCACUGCCUUAUGGAUCAGACCUUUAGGUCAAAGGCUCGGAGUGUGGCCCCCUAAGAUAACCACCUACUUCGGUCUGAGCACCCGGGCAGUAUCAUAGCCCACCCACACAUGGUGUGGCGCAUAUAUAUUUGGUGCCCUCUUGUUCCAAUAUUUAUGUGUUGAAAUAAAUAAAUAUCCUCACAUUCUACUUUGAGAGUAACUGUAACUGAAGUCGUUUAUCAAGUAAAGAUAACUUCCAAAUAGCUAUAGAUUUUUAAAAUUAAUAUUUUUUAUGCGAGUAAAUAAAACGUCUGGUUAAUAGUGAUAUUCAAUCGCCUUUUUAAUUCUGUCAUCUUUAUCUUUUCAUAUUUAAAAAAAGAUGUACAAUAAUAGCGUCGGCAUCCAUAAGCUUGUUAGUCAGUGGAAAAUUUUAAUAUAAUAACAAUGUGCCGAACGCAAAUUUUAUUCAAAAAGAAUUUUCACAAAAAAUAGUUGUUUAAAUAUUUCGUGCUCAAAAUUUAUUGAACGCUGAAGUGUUACAAAUAAUAAAUAUAAGAUGAAGCGAUCAAAAUACUCAUAAAACUUUGUAAUAGUAUUUUCUCACUCGACGUUCUUAACAGUUCAUUUGAUUUUUUUUCCAAAACCUGUUGUGUAAUUAUUUCCCUGAUAUAUAUGAUAUUUCCAUGGUGGUUUAGCCAAGAUCAGUUUGUGAUUUAAAAUGAAAAUUCUAUAACCUCUACUAAUCCUCUAUACUAAUAAUAUAUGAUAUUUAUUCUUUUCAAUCCAUUUGGUGCUCCCCACUGUCUACUGUAAAGCAGUUGGUUAGUGAAUACUAGUUAUGAAUAUCUUAUCUAUUCACUUUAAUAUUUGGCGGUAACUUAUUUAUGGCACACUAUUAUGCAUUAUUUUCUACUUGUUUGAUAUUCACACAUUAUUUAUUUAUUAACCGAACUGCACCUAUAUUGAUUGGUACCUUAGUAGUUAAAGCACUCAACUUCCAAGCAGUGGGUCGUAUGUUUGAAUCUUUCUCCAUCUAUCUUGAUUUUGGUAUCUGGGCAGUAUCACUCGUCUUCACAUAAGAGGAUAUGACCCAAAACCGAUCAUAUAAAUUCGAACUUGAGGUAUGAGUUACAUUAUAGUAAUCUGUGUUCAAUGGUGAUCUAACAUCGAUCUAUUCGUGAUCCCAGUCAAAAAUCCGUGUUCUAUUAAAUUCUAUAGAUUUACUUGUGUGAAAUCAACUGUUUCCUAGCUUUUAAAAAUGCUUGUUUAAACGAAAAUUGUAAUGUAUUCAAUUUUCUCAUAUCACACAACAAAAACGAUGUGUGAGCCUUGAGUGUAGUAAAUUAUUGGAUAACUCUUUUAAGAUAACACUCGUAAUCUUGACAACAAAUAUUUUGCAACUUUAAAUACUCUAUUACUUUCUAGAGAUAUAGUCUCUUAGUGAUUUAAUUAUCUAAUAUCUAUAUUAAGUGUAAAGCAAAAAAGGACUCCAUUAAUAGCUUCAUCAAGAUAUUCUAGUGUAGCCUUAUUUUACAAGCGAAUUUCAAGAAUGAAUGGCAUGUUGCAUCACAUGAAAAACUGAAGAAACACCUUGGCAUAUAUAUAUAUAUAUAUAUAUAUAUAUAUAUAUAUAUAUAUAUAUAUAUAUAUAUAUAUAUGACAAUUUACUAAGACUAAAUACAUUUGCUUUCACGAGAAACACAACUAGAAUUCACGAAUGUCACUUUUUUAUCCUAUAUUUCCUUUUCCUAUGGCAUUGUUUACCAAAGGUUUAUAAUGAGAAACAACUUUUAAAUUUUCACUACAGUUGUCAAAUUCUAUUUUCCAUAUUUCACUAACAUUCCUUUUACCUGUCAUUUUAAGUUUAAAUACAGUGAAAUUAAGUGGAAACUGGGAUUAAAAUGCUUAAGUUAAUAUCGACCAAAAACAUUGAUAAUAAGUUUAUGUAAACUAUUUAUCAGUUAUUAUUUCGUGGUCUUGUCUUUGUGUUACAAUCUAAGUGUGAAGGCUAAUAGUAAUAUUACUCGGUUACUCAAACCAAAGUCGAAUGUCUUGGGCAAUGAGCCACCGCUUGGCAAUUGGUUGGUGUUAGAAUUGAUUUCAUUUACUGCUGGUGCUUAUCGUCAUUGAAAGUACAUAUGUCUGUCACGUGAGUAAUUGUAAAAUCAUCCAAUACAAGUAUAAAUACAUGUUUAAGACAUUGUUUAACUAAUAAUUGACUAUAAUAGUAAAUGAAUUCGUGAAAUUUUUAUGAAUUAAUUUAAAAAUUCUUAAAUUAGUAAAGUUAUUCUUCCUUUGAACUUGAUAUGACGGGAUAAGAUGAAAUUAUUUAGGUUAGUAUUUUUUGUCAAUUCUUUAUACAUUUUGGCCAGGGUCACAGUUAUGAACGUCAUUCACUGUGACAAUUAUAUCCGCUCUAUCGAUUCAGGUGAACUGCAUUCGAUGUUUAUUUCUAUAGUCCUAUAUAUAGCUCUUAUAAUGUGUGAAAAUUUGUAUGCAAGUGAUUGUAUUUUGGUGUAAUAACAACAUGAUUUGGGGACUUGUUUUUGCAGUAAAUAAAUUUUCAAUGCACCAGUCUUUUGUGUUCUUACUUUGCGUCGUGGGAAUUGCAGUGAUUCCUGUCUUAAAGUAUAUGGAGUAGAACCGAGGAAUUGUAGUGGUUUCCGUUUUUAAUGUACAAGCAGUAAGGCUGCGAAUCUAAUAGAGUCUAAAUGUAUAUAACAGCGACGACACGGUAAACAUAAUAGAAGGGUCCUCCGAAGAUAUAACAGUGGCGGCGAAUUAGAGUUAACAGGACUAGUCAUGACAAAAGAAUAUGUUUAUGUCUUCAUGUCUGCAAUGUUACGUAAAUAAUUCGACUCUGCAUUUGAUUUUUUACAUGACUUUACGUUCAAAUCAAUCAAUCUCACAAAGUAACAUUAUAAUUUCAGUGAUCUGAGAAAACUGUACUAUUGAAAGUUCAUAAUCAAGUUUACUCUUACACUAGCAAUGAUAUUUUUGAGAAAAAAACGGUCGACAAACUACUUACAAUACUGAAAAAGACAAUCACUGAAUGAAAGUCCUGACCAUAUGAUUCUUCUAGAAGAGAUUACUUUCACUUGCUCAACAGUUGGAGUAUUUUAAUUAAUAUAGUCAAUUUCGGCAAAAAACUAAGGUCAUCUGACAUAACUAUUUGCUAUCUACGAAAUUAUUACUUGAUAUACUUGUUUUGUGGUGUAAUGGACCCAGUAAAAGAACUUAUUCAAGACGUAUCAAUACACAAAAUUAAUAAUAAUAUACUUAGAAAUAUAAUACUAUAAACCGAAAUGACUGUCUAUGAAUAAAAAUAGGUAACGAAUAGCACUCA
Schistosoma haematobium is the source of this 16669-nucleotide messenger RNA. Its product is annotated as Cyclic AMP-responsive element-binding protein 1, variant 2. Gene Ontology annotation, cellular component: ATF4-CREB1 transcription factor complex; nucleus. The coding region runs from base 9076 to 10137 and encodes 353 amino acids. The transcript is spliced from 5 exons. Gene Ontology annotation, biological process: regulation of transcription by RNA polymerase II. Lineage: Eukaryota; Metazoa; Platyhelminthes; Trematoda; Strigeidida; Schistosomatidae. Gene Ontology annotation, molecular function: DNA-binding transcription factor activity, RNA polymerase II-specific; RNA polymerase II cis-regulatory region sequence-specific DNA binding. The record is from RefSeq and is a predicted model, not a curated record.